Recurvomyces mirabilis is the source of this 858-nucleotide messenger RNA. RefSeq lists its product as uncharacterized. The transcript has a single exon. Bases 1 to 858 code for a protein of 285 amino acids. NCBI's taxonomy places the organism in Eukaryota, Fungi, Ascomycota, Dothideomycetes, Mycosphaerellales, Teratosphaeriaceae. The record is from RefSeq and is a predicted model, not a curated record.
AUGGCGACGGAAGCGGACUUCAAACGGAUUGGCAAUUAUGCUCGCAUGUACAACAAGGAUCAGAACAUAGAUAGACGACAUGCCAAGCGUAAAGUGCCUUUGGAAGUCAUCUGUCCAGGUUACUCCCGCACUGGAACUCUGACGAUGCAGAAAGCCAUGACGAUCCUGGGAUACCCAAAUCCAUACCACUUCAGCUCAUUCUACGACAACAUAAGAGACAGCGAUAUGUGGAUGGAAGCACUCGAUGCCAAAUUCAACGGCAAAGGCGAGUUGCCAGACAGAGCCUUCUUCGACGGCAUCCUAAGCCACGUCGGCGCAACGACAGAUGCACCGUGUAACCUCUUCACAGAAGAACUAGUCGAAUCCUACCCUGAGGCUAAAGUGGUCCUGGUAGAGCGAGACAUUGAUGCCUGGUACAACAGCUGGGUCGCGUUCUGCGAAAGCGCCUACAGCCCUACGAUUGCGGCUAUCGCGCGGUACGAUCCAUAUUGGAUGGGCAAGAUCGCGGGUCUUGGUGGCGCUAUCACGAGACCCCAGGCUGGAUUCGCUCUGACUUUCAAUCAGGCCAGGGCGAGAAGUCGUAAUGCUUAUCGGCAUCAUUAUCGAGAUGUGAGGGAUUGUGUGCCGAGAGAGAUGUUGUUGGAGUUCAAGCUUGAGGAUGGAUGGGAACCACUGUGUGCAUUUCUUGGGAAGGCGGUUCCUGGGGUGCCGUUUCCGCAUGAGAAUGAGACGAAGGCUAAUAAGCGGUCGUUUGUUGAGCUCGGUCAGCUGGGAAUGAAGCGUAUUGCUAGUAGGUUGGCACUAAUCGUACUCGCGAUUGGACUUCCGAUCACCGCUGCAUGGUUCUUGAGAUCUUGA